AUGUUCGACGUGAACGUCACAGUCGUCGUGACCGUCAACCAAGUCGCAGACCAAAUCGAUAGAAGGAAGGUGCACUCGCGGAAAGGCAAUAGCCAAGCUUCUGAACGCACUUUCCCAGUGCGAGCAUCCGGACGCGGCGGCUCUCAGCGCGGCUAUGCUUCCACCACACUGGACUUUGGCAAUGGCAGAAAGAUACGAGGAAUCGCAAAUGGUCCCGGUCAGACAAUCAGCUUCGGUCUAGGGACAUUCGCCUCCCACCUCUUCACCGGCCUCUUCGGCUUUCUGGCGACCAGCAUGAUCUCUCUCUUCCCGCCUUCGAAAGGACCUUAUGAGAUUCCGCCCUGGUGGCUCCAGCUCCUUCAUCCCAUCAAACUGCUCGCCAGAAUUCUGGACCUCAUCUUCUCCCUCUUCCGCCUCGACAAUACAAUAAAGAAGAACAUCUCCAUCGUCUGCAUCUCCGAUACCCACUCCCUCACAACCCGCAACAUCCCCCACGGCGACAUCCUCAUCCACGCCGGCGAUCUCACAAACUCAGGCACGCCCUCCGAAAUCCAGGAGCAGAUAUACUGGCUCUCCUCCCUCCCCCACACACACAAAAUCAUCAUAGCCGGCAACCACGACACCUGGCUGGACCCCAACAGUCGUGCAACCCUCCCCCUCGAAGACCAGGACGGCAAACUGGACUGGACAGACCUCAUCUACCUCCAAUCAACCUCCACAACCCUCGACUUCUCCCACCGCACUGGCAUCAACAAAGGCCAGAUCAAGAUCUUCGGAAUGCCGCACACGCCCGACAUUCUCGGUCCAGAGCAUGCGUUCCAAUACCAACGCGGGACCGACGUCUGGACGAAUACGAUUCCUGACGAUACCGAUAUUGUCGUAACGCAUACGCCGCCUCGCUAUCAUUUAGACCUUCCUGGAGUGACGGCGAUGGGCGAUGACUUUUUGCUUCGUGAAGUUGCUCGUGUCAAGCCAGGUCUGCACGUCUUCGGCCAUAUACAUGCCGGCAAGAGUGAUAUAUUCGGCUCAGCGAAAGGAGGGCAGGAAAUCGUUAGAUGGGAUGAGAGAGAGGAGCAUUUCGAGGGUGCGGUGAGGUCAGGGCAUCCAUUUGGGAUUUUUAGUAAUGUGGUUGCGAUGUGGCAUUUGUGGAUGUUGUUCUUCAGUGGGAUCGUGGGAGUUGUGAGGGAUUGGUGUGGGUGGGAUGUGGAGAGUACGAGGAUGGUCAAUGCGAGCAUGGUCUACUGUAACACGGGAGUCAUUGGGAACGAGGCGCAGGUUGUGUACCUUUAG
Molecule: messenger RNA, 1290 nt
Organism: Fulvia fulva
Lineage: Eukaryota; Fungi; Ascomycota; Dothideomycetes; Mycosphaerellales; Mycosphaerellaceae
Product: putative rhamnogalacturonate lyase C
Exons: 1
Coding region: 1-1290 (429 amino acids)
Molecular function (GO): hydrolase activity
Source: RefSeq, a predicted model, not a curated record